AUGGGAACUUACUUUUCCUUCUUGUUCAUGCUCACAUUCUUGUUGGUGGGCAAUGUCCAAUGCAACCCAAACUACAAAGAAGCUUUGGCUAAAUCCUUAUUAUUUUUUCAAGGCCAGAGAUCAGGAAGGCUUCCUCGGGACCAACAAAUCACAUGGAGAUCCAAUUCAGGUCUUUCUGAUGGUAGCUCAGCCAAUGUGGAUUUAAGUGGAGGAUACUAUGAUGCAGGAGACAAUGUGAAAUUCAAUUUUCCAAUGGCAUACACCACAACAAUGUUAUCAUGGAGCACAAUUGAAUAUGGCAAGAGAAUGGGACCCCAAAUCAAAGAAGCAAGAGCUGCAAUUCGUUGGGCCACAGAUUACCUCCUAAAGUGUGCUACAUCCACUCCUGGUAAGCUUUAUGUUGGAGUUGGAGACCCAAAUGUGGACCACAAAUGUUGGCAAAGGCCAGAGGACAUGGACACUGGCAGAACUGUGUAUUCGGUAUCUCCAAAUAACCCUGGUUCAGAUGUUGCUGCUGAAACUGCUGCUGCUCUUGCUUCUGCAUCUAUUGUUUUUAGACAUGUUGACCCAACAUACUCUAGUUUGUUGGUGAAGACUGCCCGAGAAGUUUAUGAAUUUGCUUUGCAGUAUCAAGGUUCUUACAGUGAUUCAUUAGGAUCUGCAGUUUGCCCAUUUUACUGCUCAUAUUCUGGUUUUAAGGAUGAGCUAUUGUGGGGAGCUGCAUGGCUUUUCAGAGCAACAAAUGCUGUUUCCUACUAUAAUUUGGUCAAGUCCAUGGGAUCUAAUGAUCAACCAGAUGUCUUCAGCUGGGACAACAAAUUUGCUGGUGCAUAUGUUCUUCUCUCAAGGAGAGCAUUGCUAAACAGUGACAACAACUUUGAUCAAUUCAAGCAAGAAGCUGAGAAUUUCAUUUGCAAGAUAGUGCCCAACUCUGGCUCUUCAAGUACACAAUAUACACCAGGGGGGCUCAUGUUCAAGCUUCCUGACAACAACCUUCAGUAUGUGACAUCUAUAACAUUCUUACUUACAACCUAUUCCAAGUAUAUGUCAGCUACAAAGCAGACAUUUAACUGUGGCAAUGUCCUUGUCACUCCAAAUACCUUAAGGAGCAUUGCAAAAAGACAGGUAGACUACAUAUUAGGAGAAAACCCAUUAAGACUGUCCUACAUGGUAGGUUAUGGUCCCAACUUUCCCAAGAAAAUUCACCACAGAGGAUCUUCCUUGCCUUCAAUAGCAACUUAUCCACAAACCAUAGGCUGUGACGAAGGUUUCCAACCAUUUUAUUAUUCAAUGAAUCCUAAUCCCAACAUAUUGGUUGGAGCCAUAGUUGGAGGUCCAAACCAAAAUGAUGGAUUCACAGAUGAUCGCAAUGAUUACAGUCAUUCCGAACCUGCAACUUACACCAACGGUGCUAUUGUUGGUCCUUUAGCAUACUUUGCUGGUAUCCGUUAA
This is a messenger RNA of Gastrolobium bilobum, 1452 nucleotides long. RefSeq names its product endoglucanase 9-like. NCBI's taxonomy places the organism in Eukaryota, Viridiplantae, Streptophyta, Magnoliopsida, Fabales, Fabaceae. The record is from RefSeq and is a predicted model, not a curated record. Gene Ontology annotation, molecular function: hydrolase activity, hydrolyzing O-glycosyl compounds. Bases 1 to 1452 code for a protein of 483 amino acids. Gene Ontology annotation, biological process: carbohydrate metabolic process. The transcript is spliced from 6 exons.